Molecule: messenger RNA, 6086 nt
Organism: Linum trigynum
Lineage: Eukaryota; Viridiplantae; Streptophyta; Magnoliopsida; Malpighiales; Linaceae
Source: the annotation of a GenBank genome assembly
AUUUCAUAAGAAGAUAUUGUUAACCCUUUGUAUCUUCUAUUUAUUAAUGAAACACUAAUUUUAUUAAAUUAUUUUAUGUAAACUAUUUUGUGUCUACUAUUUUUUAUUAUUAUUUUAGAUCCUAUGAACAUCAUGCAAUAUAAGUUAUCCAUGUAAUUUUGAUAGAGCAAGAAAUCUCAUUAGCAUCCACAUAAUCAAUCUUCUGCUUAUCCAUUUUAGGUUACCUUAGCAAUGUUCUAGCAUAACCAACCAGAAAUAGAACUAUCAACUAUCAUUAAUUUAUUACAAUAAUAUUUUUAGCAAAUUUAACCGCAUAUAAAUAUAAUUGAUAUUUAGUAGAGGGCUAAAUAAUAAAUAUCCUCUGCAAAACGAAUAUUUUUUUUACCUAAUAACAACAUAGACGAAUAGUGAAAGUUGCAAACUUCAGUACAACUCAAUUCGUUCCAUCUUAUAAAUUCCUCAAUCAUGAAUUAGAUUGAUGCAUCAAUCCACGCUAAGAAAACAAACAAAUAACAUUGCACACUUUAAGAAAUUGAAAGAACAUCGAUAUAGACAACCCAAUGACCACCACUACCACUUUAUUUCUUAUUUGUGACCUUUAUAAAACUCCACAUCCCUUCUAUUUAUAACCCCCUGCUACUUACUACUUACUGACUAUAUCAUCAUUGUAAAGCUAGCUAGUAGCAAGCCACUCAUGAACAUAAUAUAUAUAUAAAAACAUCCUAUGAUGGAACAUGGUAAGGUGACAAUCCUCACAAUUUGUUUUCCAUUUUAGCAUCCGAUGAAUAAUAUAUAAGAGAAAUGCUAGAUAUCUCGAACUUUUGAGCAAAGAAGAAAAGAUUUUUGUUUGUUUUACAGGGCUUGACCCACUCAAUUAAUUUUAUUCUUUUUAAUGAUGGGUUUUAUUUUUAGAGAGCUAAUUUAUAAGAAAAAAAUGUAUAGAAACAAACUAAAAGGUUGCAUUCAUUGUUAUUAACUUAAAUUUAUGUAUUAUUAAUGAUAAUGACGAUUGAAAGUGUUAACAUAAGGCACGUCAUUUAUAAUUAGAAUUUGCCCACCAUGAAAAGAUGAGAGCUAUCCAUGUGCUGAUGUGGCAGUAAUUUAGUUUUGAAUAAUACGUAAAGCGAAGAUGAAAGACAAUGGUAGAUCAAGUCGGGCAAUUUACAACCCUGCCACCAUAAUAUGAAAGUACUUAAGAAAUUGAAAGAAGAGUAGAACCCGACCAGUUAAUCACAAGCAACCAAAUACCGUUGGAGAAGAGAGGUCAGUUAUCAGCUGCGGAUCACGGGAGAAUAGCGAGUUGUCGAUAAUACUUGGCUUGGUUUACUUCGUAUUUGCAAUGAUAAGAACUUUUUUGCCAAUAGGAACAAUAUAUUACAACUACUCAAUUGUUUCUCAUCUAAUUGCUGCCUCUAGUAACUGACGCAAUGAAAAAAACUCUAUAUGUCUUACCAUUUUCCUUACAUUUUGAUGUAUCUAUGCAUAAAAUAGUAGAGAAGAAAACAGAAAUGCUAGAAAUCUCAAAAUUUUGAGUAAAUAAGAAAAGAGUUUUGUUUGUUUUAUAGGGUUUGACCCAAUUUCUAUCUUUUAUUUUUUCCAAUUUCCAAUUUUAUUUAGAUCAUUACACUGGAAAAUCAAUAGAAACAAACCAAAAGAUUGCAUUCAUUGUUAUUGACUUAAUGCACAUUUUAAUGAUAAUAAUGAUGAUUUUAAGUGUAAGGAAAAAAUUUAUAAUUAGAACAUGUCCACCAUGGAAGAAUUAGAGUCAUCCAUGUGCUUAUGUGGCAAAGAUUUAGUUUUGAAUUCCUAUAAUAUUAAGUAAGGAUGAUCUGAAUCGUCACAAGAAUGACAACAAAAGGAAAAUAUAAUUCGCAACUUACAAGGAACGACCUUCUAGUCUAGGUUGGAACAAAAGAUGUGAGAGUGGUCAUGGGUCAUAAUUCAGAAGAAGGUUCCAAGAAAAUAUAAUUCCCAGAAAGAGAGGAAAUAGCGAAUGCCAGUCCACUUUGGGUGGCCGCCAGCAGCCGAUUCCCAAAUUAAUUUUCUCUGCCAAUUACUCCUCAUUUGGUUUGAUUAGUCAUUAGUUUAUAUGAAUUUUGUCAAGCACCUGGCUCCCUUCUCGUCUCUCGAUGCUUACGAUUACGAAAGAGUAUGAUUGGGGCCCCCGUCAACAAACAACCUUUGUAUCUUCCCUUUCAUACUGUCAACAAAUCACCAUUCCGUCAUUUCUCCUAAUGAAAUAAAUCCUCUAUGAGAUGAAACUCCCCUAAAUUUGCUACACAUAGACAGAUAAAUGAUUUAAGAUGUUUAAACUUAAGCAAACAACUACCAAGCAAAUCUGAAAAGUCAAGCAUAAUAUCAACUUGAAGGAUUAUACUAUCAUUCAAUCUCUUUUAAGAAUGUCAAAGACUUUGAUAAUAUAGCACUCCCUCAACAAUUGUAACAUGAGCAGAUAUUCCGAGUCACUAACUACAAAGUGGUUCGUAUGCCAAUAGCAUUGGUUGAGGAAUUGAGCCUAGUUAAAAUUAGGAUUGAGUCCAAACAAACAAGCAACUCUCUUCUUGAAAUUUGAAAUAUUUAUGGACACUUAUGACGAUUAGGAUUGAAUGGCCUCCUACCAACAACGCUUCUCUAUUCGUUGCCUAGCACUCGAUACUGGGGGUUUGACUUCGUCUCCUGCGCUCGCGGUGCCUCCGAGAAAACCAAGUAGUGUAGCGGGAUUUAACCUUGAUACCUCACACAUUUCAAACCCGAAAGAUCACACUCCCGACCAACUCAAUUGUGUUACCUUUAACAACAUCAAUGCAACUUAAUUAGAAAACAAACACGAGGAUUCACCAUACAAAACAGGGUCAAUAAUAUAAGUUUGUGAAACUUUUGUUAAGCCUACAUAAUUGAGUGACUAAAUCAGUCAUCUGCUCAAUAGAAGGAAAAAGAAAAAAAAAAAAAAAGUUCAACGAACGAUUUCCACGUUGGCUGGCAAACUCGGAAAUUCAAAUGCCUUCUUCUUUGACCAGUUUUCCAGCACUCAAUAGUCUCCCACUUUAUAAACCAAAAAUCCCUUCCAGCAAAUUUCCUUUCCCCUCAAAACAGCCCGUAACAUCUUCAUCCCCUGUUCCAACCACCACCGUGUCCACCUCCUCCGCCCCCUCGCCGUCGGCGCCUCUUCUCCCAAAGUCGCCGGCUUUUCCUAUUUCCUUAUCUGGGUCGUUGCUAUUUUCAGAAGAAAACCAACAGAGAUAUUUUCUCAGUCAAACAAUUGAAAUGCCUCCGGCAGCCGCUACGAUGUUUUCUCGUCCAGGGGAAACCCCUAAUUUCUACAAGAUUAUGAAUCCGGUCUCUGAUAUCGUCACAAUCGACGUCGGUGGCCAAAUCUUCCAGACGACCCGGCAGACCUUGAGCCUCGCCGGCCCCAAAUCGCUCUUCUGCCACCUCACAGAGUCAACCGGGCUCGCCCCUCGGUUCAUCGAUCGGGACCCGGAGCUUUUCUCCGUCCUACUUUCCCUCCUCCGCACCGGGAAUCUUCCCUCCAAGGCUAAAGCUUUCGACGUCGAGGAUUUGGUCGAAGAGUCGAAAUUCUACAACAUCGAGUCACUUCUCGUCGAUGCUUUGUCUCACCAUUCUCAUUUCGAGGCAUUCAAUCUCGAGAAAUCGCUGCUUUUGCCGCUCAACGGCCGGGAUUCGCCGUCCACCGUCGCCACGACGCCGUUGGGGACACUGCACGUCGCUCACGGCAGCAAAAUCACGUCGUUCGAUUGGUCGCUGCGGAAGAAGGCGACGAUUCUCACUCAAUUCACAGCGAUGGAUUCCCUAUUGGCCAUCUCCCCAAGCUUGGCAGCCGCCGGAGCCACUGAUUUCUCCGGAUUGCAGAUCCUCGACAUGGAGAAGGGUUUUGUCAGGGAAACCCUAAACUGGGAAAACGUGACGAAGUCCGGGUCAACGGUUCAAGCAAUCGGGUCCUCUCCGGGUCUUCUGUUCUCGAGCUUUGAGUCCAGCCGAAGGAACUCGAAUUGCAUCAUGGUGUACGAUUUGCAGACUUUCUCGCCCGUGACGCAGAUAGGCCAUUACGAGAUAUUCGGCGCCAAUCUUGAUUCCGCAAUCCCUUCCACGAAAUUGCAAUGGGUGGAGAGCUACAACGUGGUAAUGGCAUCCGGGUCACAUUCUGGUCCGUCGGGCAGAUUGGGUAACAUCAAGUUGUGGGAUAUAAGGUCUGGUAAUGUGGUAUGGGAAUUGAAGGAGAAAGUCGAUUGCUUUUCUGAUAUUACUGUCUCUGAUAGCCUUUCUGCAAUCUUCAAAGUUGGGGCGAAUUCAGGGGAAGUGUCCUAUAUGGACUUGAGGAAAUUGGGUGAUGAGGAAUCUAGCAAAUGGGUUUGUGUUGGCGAUGAAAGGAAAGUUGGGAAUGUCAGGAAGGAAGGAGUUGGCUGCAAGAUUGAAGCUCAUGGAAACCAAGUGUUCUGCAGCAAAGAAGGCAAUAUAGAGCUCUGGUCUGAGAUUAUGAUGGGCAGCCGGAGAGCCAGCGAACGGUUGCCUGACCGAGUGUUUAGGAAGAAUUUGAUGGGGAGAGUGAAGGACAUGGGAGGUGCAAGGAUAACCAAUCUGGGUUUUGGAGGGAAUAAAAUGUUUGUUACUCGUAAAGAUCAGCAAUCUGUUGAGGUCUGGCAGAGUUCUGCCAAGGGAUUUUGAUAUCUUUUGCAAACCUGGUGAAGUCACUGUGUUGGUUUGCUUCUGUACCAUAUUAGUUGUGUUGUAAAAUUCACAUUCUUUUCUUGAUUGCCUUCGUUUCUUAGAUGAUUAUGAUUAUGAAUCUGUAAAUGUGUCAUGUAAUUCAUAAGUGUGUUUAUAGAUAAGCUAGUUCCUCGAGGCUAUGAAUAAAAUCGUCAGUGAGGAAGUCUCAUGAAUCUGCAGAACUACUUCAUAUUCAUAUAAAAUCAGUUACUUUAUACGAUUUAUUUGGCUUUGAAGGUGAGGAACGUGUGCUCUUUGACUCUUUGUCUACUACCUUCUAUACCAAACUCUUCAUUCAAGACUUUACUGGUAUGAUUUGGUAGCUUUGUCUGUUAACAUGCUGCAAUCAUCUUUCUUUCAGCAGGGCACUUUGUUUGGUAAUUGGACGUUGGUAUGAAUCUUUCUAGCUCAGAGGCAAAACAUAAUCUCUUGGCAUUGCGUCCUGCAAUUAGGUUUGUCAUUUGUCCAGCAUCCAUGGAUUGUUGUUACUCCAAUUGUAACCUCCUCUUAGUUUGUACACUUUUGAGCUGGGAAGACUCCAAAGGCCGAGACUUGGUAUUCAUCCCAAUAUCCUUUGAGAGAAUGCCAGUUUGUCUCUUUGGUUGGCAUGUCUUUUGUGUAAUUGUGACUGUGUCUCCAUGCAAUCGGUGGUUUGAAACAGACAAGUGGCUUCCUGCCACUGGCUAGAGUCUGUAAGGAUAAAAUCCAGGAGUCAAGGUGGGAGAUGCUUCCUCUUGCCAUGAAGUAAUCAGAUUCCAUUUCUUUUAGCAGUCAGAAUCAUAUGCUUUUUUAACUCUUUUGCUGAACCUGUGCUGUUAUGUUAAUGAUUGGUUUCAGCCUAUUUCCGGGUUAAUGCUGUUGUUUUGUCUGGAAUGAACGAUGUUCGUAAAUGAUGCUUUCCUCUUCAUACAGAUAUUGAUUCAACCAUUUUCCAGGGAUGCUGAUUCCUUGGCAGGCUAGCACUUACCUUUCCCUCUUCUGAUUAAGUUAAUCAACUGAAUCAUGAUUUGUCUUUUCAGUACAUGGUAAUGCCAAUAUACUACCUUGUAUGUUAUUUACUUGAUUUUUUUCUUAAGCUACAUUACUCUUUGGCCGUGCACUUUUUUCAAACAACUCACGAUUCUGUGAAAUUAAUGUUUUUUUUUUUUUUUUUAUCACUGGAGUAUGUUGUUUUUUCAAACAGUUCUUCCCUCACCUUUUCCAUCCGAAAUUCAUUAUCGUGAAACCCACUUCGUGCGAAAUUUGCUAGAAAUUCUUCUAAAUUCGGUUUGCUACCACUCAUUUCAAGUAAGAUAUCAUUUUGGGUAUUCUUCGAACUUUCGAUUCAGUCUAUUUCUAUGAAAUUAAGUAUUUUCAUAGCG